AUGAUUGGUCAUGUGCAACACGGGUCGCAGAGCACGUCCUCAGCAAAGAGCGACUUCGUCAAUGAACUAUUGACCAUCGGGGAGCUGUAUAGCCCGUUGCGUGAGGAGAAAUGGAUCUCCAUGGUGAAUCGUGGCCUUGCGGCCUUCGCCAAAGCGCACUGGAACACGUUUUUACGACGUACUAACAGGGGUAUCCCGCAAAAAUACAGGUGGGCAAGCUGGAAGGUGGCAGUGAAGUUCAACCAAUGCUUUGCGACCUUAGCGCCUCAAUACGAGACUUUUGCCUCACAAAAUAACGAGUAUACUUCAAUAAUUCAAAUCGAUGUGCCGAGGACAUUCCCCGAGCUGAAAAUAUUCGAUGUUGAGGCGCAGCAACAGCUUUCGCGCAUCCUGCUGGCAUACGCAAACUACCACCCAGAGGUUGGAUAUUGCCAGGGUAUGAACUUCGUUGCUGGUAUGCUGCUUUUGGUGAGCGGGUUCAACGAGACAGAGUCGUGGGUUGGAUUCGUCGGACUAAUGAAGGAAUUCGGUCUUGCCGAGUUCUACAAGCCUUCGUUUCCUCUAAUACAAAAGUAUAUACGUGCAUUUGAGGCACUGGCGGCUGAAAUGUGGCCUGACCUACACCAGCACUUCCAGAGAGAGGAAAUUUCAGUAGCAGUUUUUCUAAAUCAAUGGUUUUUAACAAUGUUCGUGAUCAUUCUUCCGUUACGAACGGUGGUUACCUUGUGGGAUUAUAUUUUGUUCAACGGCCUCUCAAGCGUCUUGGCCGUAUCCCUGGGUCUACAAUACCUACUUGCUCCACAAAUGAAGCAGCUCAAUUUCGAAGCAAUUAUGACGUUUUCAAAAAACAUUAAGGAUACGGAUAGCAAAGAUGACAUACGAGUGGGACGUAUCAUAGUCAACCAGGCUUACCGCAUCACACAUUCACGCGGAAGUUUGGACGAAUUAAUUUUGCAACAGGAAGCUUUGUCGACGCCUCGAAGAGCAUCGUUAGGGAGAAUUGUGUCGCGAGAAGAACCUGUAGCAACUGUGAAUUCUGGCGCUAGGCGAUCCCGUGUUAACCCCUUGGCAGCGGUUGUUUCUCAGCUGGGAUUGAUGGAUUCGCCGAAUGACGACACGGAUCCCUCUUACCCAUGGCACGUGAAAUAA
Babesia sp. Xinjiang is the source of this 1149-nucleotide messenger RNA. Its product is annotated as EVI5-like protein. NCBI's taxonomy places the organism in Eukaryota, Apicomplexa, Aconoidasida, Piroplasmida, Babesiidae. The transcript has 8 exons. Bases 1 to 1149 code for a protein of 382 amino acids. The record is from RefSeq and is a predicted model, not a curated record.